GACGUCAUCAGCUGUGCAGUGGAUAUUUGGGGAAGAGUGAGACAGAGCUAAAAGGAUGGCUGGCUUGUGGAAAUCAUAUCAGAGGCUGAUGUUAAUACACCCCUGGAAAAUACAAAUUAUCACUGCUGGUACUCUGGUAGGUGUUGGGGAUGUUAUUUCCCAGCAGCUGGUGGAAAGGAAAGGCUUCGCCAAUCACAGUGUGAAAAGGACAGUGAAGAUGAUGGGCAUUGGAGUCUUCUUUGUGGGUCCUGUAGUAGGAGGAUGGUACAAGGUCCUUGAUCGGCUUGUUCCUGGAGGAAACAAAACUGUGGCUUUAAAGAAAAUGCUGCUUGACCAGGCUAUUUUUUCUCCUUGCUUUCUUGGCUGUUUCCUUACUAUCAGUGGAACCUUGAAUGGGCUGACGAUGGAGGAAAACUGGAACAAGUUAAAGAGAGACUUCACUGACGCCUUGAUAGCAAGCUACUAUCUCUGGCCAGCUGUACAGAUUGCAAAUUUCUAUUUUAUACCACUAAAUCACAGAUUGGCAGUGGUCCAAGUCGUUGCUAUAGUGUGGAACACCUACCUCUCUUGGAAGGCCAAUAAGAUUUAAUGAAUUUCUUCAGAAACCCUUCUUACCUCAUCAAUAGAAAAACUUUAUCAAACAGCUCUAACGCUUAGUUUGGUAGAUAACCGUGCUUAUUCUUCAUUGUUUAUUUGCUUCUUUUACAGUUUUAUUUUCCUCCAAACAGUAAUCAUAUGUGAGCUCUCUUUUGCAUAAUUACUUGUUUUCAGAUCAGAAAUCAGAUCUUAAUGCUUCAGAGUAGAAAAAUGCAAUAUGUUUAAGACUUUUGCACAGUUAUGUGUGUGUGUGUGUGUGUGUGUGUGUGUGUGUGUGUGUGUGUGUGUGUGUGUGUGUAUAUAGACACACAAACACACACAGAUGCCAACUGCUACGAUUUGGCCGUAGCAGCUACUAUUUUGGAGGUCCUGCUACGAUGUUACGAUGAAGGGGUAUAAUACUCAGAUUUUUAUUAAAUAAAUAAAUGAUGGAU
Polyodon spathula (Mississippi paddlefish) is the source of this 1031-nucleotide messenger RNA. RefSeq names its product protein Mpv17-like. Lineage: Eukaryota; Metazoa; Chordata; Actinopteri; Acipenseriformes; Polyodontidae. The transcript has 8 exons. Gene Ontology annotation, cellular component: membrane; cytoplasm. The record is from RefSeq and is a predicted model, not a curated record. The coding region runs from base 56 to 589 and encodes 177 amino acids.